CAAUAUUUAACGGUCUAUAUAUUCAUUAAAUUAUUAAACAUGUUGAGGUGGAAAACUCGGCGUGUUUAAUUUCUAUCGACAUGCAUACUUCGGCCAGGGGCUCUGUACGUUGGACAAUGAAAAGUACGCAAAAAAACAACAACAACAAAAAAAGCAAGCGGUGUCGUGUACAUGCUAGUCAUGCGUCAUGACGUAGAGGUUGUGAGUGGCUGUAGUCGCCGUCCGAUUGCUUUGGAAAAGUGGUGCUUUGAAGACAAUCCACUAAGCCCCACGACGCAAAGUAAUCGACUGAAAGGUGUCAGAUAUUUUUGGACAAGAAUCCGUUCAAUCUCGCUACUACUUCGAGUCGUUUGGGUGCACGUUGAAACGUCGAGGCCUGCUUUGUUAGCCUAGCCUAGUUCAGCAGCUAACAAAAGAGAACAAACAACGCGCCUGGGAUAAACACGUCAGCGAGCAAGCAAACGUCAAGCCCCAAAAUGUCAGAUGUCAGUCAAGCGCAUCGUCCUGAACGCCAGGAGUCUCCUAGCAUGGAGGAAGAGUCGCCAUACAUCAAGAAGGUGGAGGUAGAACUGGUCCACAUUAAAGAGGAGCAGGAGGAGUAUUUCAUUAGAGUAGUGAACCCCCACAUUGAGGAGCAGCAGCAACCUCAUCACCUCCAAAAAGAGGAGGGGGACCCUCCAUAUGUUAAAGUGGAGGUGGUGGACAUCCCCAAGUGUACUGAUGAGCCCUUAAAGGGUGAAGAUGGCGGUGUGAGUGAGGCCAGCAGAGGGUCGGAGCCUCAGAAUGCCAGCAACAGCAGUUCAAAAGAAGGAUCCCAAGCAGACAACCUCAUCGCUCGACCAUCAGAGAGUGACGAUUUCACAUCACACUCCCUGUUCUGUUUCAGCAAAUAUCUUGGUCCUGAUGCUCAACAGCUAAAGAGAGAAGUACAACUUCCAAUCAAAAAGGAGGAGGUAGAACUGCCAUACGUGAAAGAUGAGGACGAUAUCACCAUGUCAACUGCUGAGCCCUUGAAUAGCAAGGAUGGUCCGAGUGAGGCUAGCAGAGGGACGGAGCCUCCAAGCAGCAGCUCAACGGAAGGAUCGCAAGCACACAUUUUCAUCGCACCAACAGAUAGAAAUGGUGCCAUGUCACACUCACCUUACAAAGAUGAUGGUCAGAAGAAAUCUCACCGAGACGACAAACUCUGCAAAUGCUCUCAGUGUGGGAAAACCUUCGUUAAUAACGAUAGUUUUCGUAUGCAUAUGAGCAGCCACACUGGUGAAAAACCUUUUUCCUGCUCAGUUUGUGGUCGAAAAUUCACUCAGAAGAGGAACUUAGACAGCCACACAAGAAUCCACACUGGUGAAAAACCUUUUUCCUGCUCAGUUUGUGGUCAGGGAUUCAAUAGAAAGCAAAACUUAAAAAUACACACAAGAACCCACACUGGUGAAAAACCUUUUUCCUGCUCAGUUUGUGGUCGAAAAUUCACUCAGAAGAGGAACUUGGACUGCCACACAAGAACCCACUCUGGUGAAAAACCUUUUUCCUGCUCAGUUUGUGGUCAAAGAUUCAAUAGUAAGCAAAACUUAAAAAUACACACAAGAACCCACACUGGUGAAAAACCUUUUUCCUGCUCAGUUUGUGGUCGUAAAUUCACUCAGAAGAGGAACUUGGACUGCCACACAAGAACCCACUCUGGUGAAAAACCUUUUUCCUGCUCAGUUUGUGGUCAGGGAUUCAAUAGAAAGCAAAACUUAAAAAUACACACAAGAACCCACACUGGUGAAAAACCUUUUUCCUGCUCAGUUUGUGGUCAAGGAUUCAAUAGAAAGCAAAACUUAAAAAUACACACAAGAACCCACACUGGUGAAAAACCUUUUUCCUGCUCAGUUUGUGGUCAAGGAUUCAAUAGAAAGCACAACUUAAAAAUACACACAAGAACCCACAAUGGUGAAAAAUCUUUUUCCUGCUCAGUUUGUGGUCGAAAAUUCACUCAGAAGAGGAACUUGGACAGCCACACAAGAAACCACACUGGUGAAAAACCUUUUUCCUGCUCAGUUUGUGGUCGAGGAUUCCGUUAUAAGAGUGACUUAAAUGUACACACAAGAACCCACACUGGCGAAAAACCUUUUUCCUGCUCAGUUUGUGGUCAAGGAUUCACUCAAAUGCAACACUUAAAAGUACACACAAGAACCCACACUGGCGAAAAACCUUUUUCCUGCUCAGCUUGUAGUCAAGGAUUCAGACGUAAGAGUGACUUAAAUGUACACACAAGAACCCACACUGGCGAAAAACCUUUUUCGUGCUCAGUUUGUGGUCAAGGAUUCAGUCAUAAGAGUGGCUUAAAAGUACACACAAGAACCCACACUGGCGAAAAACCUUUUUCCUGCUCAUUUUGUGGUCAAGGAUUCAGUCAUAAGAGUGCCUUAAAAGUACACACAAGAACCCACACUGGCGAAAAACCUUUUUCCUGCUCAGUUUGUGGUCAAAGACUCAAUAGUAAGCAAGGCUUAAAAAUACACACAAGAACCCACACUGGCGAAAAACCUUUUUCGUGCUCAGUUUGUGGUCAAGGAUUCAGUCAUAAGAGUGGCUUAAAAGUACACACAAGAACCCACACUGGCGAAAAACCUUUUUCCUGCUCAGUUUGUGGUCGAGGAUUCCGUUAUAAGAGUGACUUAAAUGUACACACAAGAACCCACACUGGUGAAAAACCUUUUUCCUGCUCAGUUUGUGGUCAAGGAUUCAGUCGUAAGAGUGCCUUAAAAGUACACGCAAGAACCCACACUGGCGAAAAACCUUUUUCCUGCUCAGUUUGUGGUCAAUUAUUCACUCAAAUACAACACAUAAAAAUACACACAAGAACCCACACUGGUGAAAAACCUUUUUCCUGCUCAGUUUGUGGUCGAAAAUUCACUCAGAAGAGGAACUUGGACUGCCACACAAGAACCCACUCUGGUGAAAAACCUUUUUCCUGCUCAGCUUGUGGUCAAGGAUUCAGUCGUAAGAGUGCCUUAAAAGUACACACAAGAACCCACACAGGCGAAAAACCUUUUUCGUGCUCAAGGAUUCAGUCAUAAGAGUGCCUUAAAAGUACACAGAAGAACCCACACUGGCGAAAAACCUUUUUCCUGCUCAGUUUGUGGUCAAGUAUUCACUGAAAUUCAACAGUUAAAAGUACACACAAGAACCCACACUGGCGAAAAACCUUUUUCCUGCUCAGUUUGUG
Molecule: messenger RNA, 3211 nt
Organism: Corythoichthys intestinalis (scribbled pipefish)
Lineage: Eukaryota; Metazoa; Chordata; Actinopteri; Syngnathiformes; Syngnathidae
Product: oocyte zinc finger protein XlCOF6-like
Exons: 3
Coding region: 477-3062 (861 amino acids)
Source: RefSeq, a predicted model, not a curated record